UUUUCUUUAGUUGCAAAGUGUAUAUGGAGUAUGAUUCAAAAGCAAAUACGACAAAUGCACAGCGUUAUGCGCUUGAAUAGUAUGCGCAUAGAUAAAUUGUUUUUUGUAAGAAGCAUGCAUCGCUACUUGAGGUAAGUAGCUGGCAAAACAUUACUCAUACUACUUGCUGACUUCAACAAAUGCCUACUUGAUAGUAAAUCGAUUCUACAGUCACAUAUAGAACUAAAAAUAAAUUCAGAUAAUAUCAGAGCAAGAAAUGGGUUUGAAUAAGUUUAUGUAUACAGGAUAUAAUGUCAGCAGAGAUUGUGGAUAUUGUCGAAGCGGAGAGCCUACUGAGCACUUUGGACUGUUAUCAAAAGAACUAAAAUGCGACGCAUACCAAAAACUUGUUGAUAGAGGCUGGAGGCGUUCUGGACAUUAUUUAUAUAAGCCAAACUUGAGGACCUCUUGUUGUCGGCUAUACACAAUCCGAUUAAAUGCGGAUGAGUUCCAGAUUUCAAAAGUCCAAAAGAAGGCUCUUAAAAAAUGGGCCAAGUUGGUUACGGGGAAACCAUUAACUCAAAUACCGACAGAGAAUGGUAUAGCAUAUUUAAAGAACGCAUUUAAGCAAAUAGAGGGAUACAAGGAUGAGACACACUCAUAUACUGUUACAGUAGAAUCAGAUGAGUACACCGAUGAAAAGUUUGAGCUAUUUAAGAAGUAUCAAACAAGCGUCCAUCAUGAAUCUGAAGAAGAAGUGACUAAGAAAGGAUUUGAGCGCUUUCUAUGCUCUUCUCCCCUUAUAAAAGAUGUUAAUUCAAAUAAGAAAUGCGGAUCAUUUCAUCAAAUGUAUCGUAUCAACGGUACCCUAGUUGCUGUCGGUGUACUCGAUUUGCUACCACAUGCCGUGUCAAGCGUUUAUCUGUUUUAUGAUCCUGAAUUUUCAUCUUACUCUCUUGGAAGAAUAAGUGCCUGUCGUGAAAUUCUUCUUGCGGCUGAAGAGAAUUAUAAUUUUUACUACAUGGGAUACUAUAUUCAUAAAUGUAAAAAGAUGAGGUACAAAGGUGAUUACAGUCCAAGUUAUUUACUUAAUCCGGAAACAAACAGUUGGAUGCCGAUAAAUUAUUUUACUGAAUUGUGGGAAAAUGGAGCCCCGGACUAUUUGACGUUUGAGGAUGUUGGUGAGAGCAAAGAGUUAUCACCCAAAAAACUCGGGUCAUUACCAAAAGUAUCAGACACUGACGAAGAAGAGCCUCCAUCAGUAUACGAAAGGUGUUUACCAGGGAUUUUAAAUGAAGACGUCGCAAAAUAUCUUUUACAGAAGAACUAUAUUACUAUUGGGGAAUCAACUUUGCCAGUGAAGGGUGUUUUACAAUUGUUUCCUAGAUUGGAAAAAUUGUACAUUGAAGCGAAUGCGACUCUAGGGAAAGAUGUUGGCAAGGAUUAUACUCUCCUCUUUUCGCAGUAAAAUUGUCUGGUUAUUCGUGUUUACGUUGCUUGAAUUUAGCAGGUACUGGACACAUAUUUGAACUACUAAUUACUGUAACUUUUUAAAUUUCCAUAAGUUAUAUAAAACAAAUAAUGAAUGGCCCAUCUGGUUACGCCAUGCAAAGUAGUCAAUCUCAAUCAUUGACAAACUGCAAGUACAAGACUAGUUCACAACAUUAGUAAAAAUAAUAAUAAUAAAUUAAAUCUUUA
This is a messenger RNA of Schizosaccharomyces octosporus yFS286, 1677 nucleotides long. Its product is annotated as arginine-tRNA protein transferase. Gene Ontology annotation, molecular function: arginyl-tRNA--protein transferase activity. Lineage: Eukaryota; Fungi; Ascomycota; Schizosaccharomycetes; Schizosaccharomycetales; Schizosaccharomycetaceae. Gene Ontology annotation, cellular component: cytoplasm. Bases 257 to 1447 code for a protein of 396 amino acids. Gene Ontology annotation, biological process: protein arginylation. The transcript is spliced from 7 exons. The record is from RefSeq and is a predicted model, not a curated record.